Pseudoliparis swirei is the source of this 4369-nucleotide messenger RNA. RefSeq names its product AN1-type zinc finger protein 3-like. The transcript is spliced from 6 exons. Gene Ontology annotation, molecular function: DNA binding; zinc ion binding. NCBI's taxonomy places the organism in Eukaryota, Metazoa, Chordata, Actinopteri, Perciformes, Liparidae. Bases 1595 to 2281 code for a protein of 228 amino acids. The record is from RefSeq and is a predicted model, not a curated record.
CACAUGGACACAGACACACGAACACUUCUUGUGCUCCUUUUUGUGGCUCAGGAUGAGGCGUUUGAGGUAAUUGGAUGAAUCGCGUAUUUGUUUGGUAAUACCGCAUCUUCAACUCAAAGCACAAUAUGGAUAUUUUAAAAAGCGUAUAUGGCACAUAUUCCUACUUUAACAUGUUUACAUCAACUUAUCCAGAGACAAACGGCUUUUUGGAACUUUCAGUUUAUUGCUUUGGGAUUUCUAAGUAGAACAACUCCAAUAAAAGCAUCAUAUUCUACUUUUUCCAGCAGCAAUAAGCCACUGUUCCUCUGGAGGUUGGUGGAGAACAAAUCUGAGCUUUACGGAGAGUGAAUUUCCGACUUAUGUUCAUUAUGUCACCUCAAAACACGUCUGAAUGCCAAUCACCUGUUUCUGCUUGUGAUUAAAUAGACAACACAUCAGCUUUAUAAGGUGGUAUGACGUCAUGGCCGAGCUCUCAGCUGGAUGAGUAUGUUUAUGGUGGUUUAAUCAAACUAGAAUAACCACAAACUUAUUAAUGAAUACAUUAUGCAUAGAGGAAGGGGAAGGGGGGGGGGUGUUUAUGCUUUUUGUUGACCUGCAGGUCACUGGCAUUGAUUUAGAACAUUCUAGAAAUCAGUAUUUCAUGAACAAACAAGCCUCUAAAAGCGGUUUCCUUUCACCAAGCACAAACUAAUAUGCAUUAAAUAUCUCAUACUGACAAUAGUCUGAUGGAAUCCCAUUUUAAUUUAAAAUAUGUGAAGGGGAGUUGUGUCUUCACGUGUAAAUCAGGAAGAAAAAAAACGGGAUUCCAACGAUGAAAGCGAGCUAACGUAAACUCACGCGCACUCCCGUCUGCCUUUACUCAUUUAAAGUGAACACGGGGCGUAUACUUUCACAUUAAUAUUGUAUUUUAGUCGCGUAAUGUUUCUUUUCACGUGUCAUUUUUUUUGUUGCCUUCAUUUUUGUUGAGAAAUAUUGACAUUUGUGUGUUUUUUUUGUUUUUUUGAUGGACGCGUUUCCGGCUCGGCGCACUUCGCACAAGCGACGUGUAAAUAGGGGUGGCCACUAACCGGAAAGAGGGGAAGGCCUCUCCUAAUGUACUUCUUUUUUAUUUUCUCGCACCCUCACGCUCAACCGAGACCGACGUAAUUGUAUUUUAUCCACAUCGGUAGAAGACCGGCGGGUUUUUUCCUCAUCUUUUCCCCGCUGUCGCGACACCGCCACCCCUCGUCUUCUUUUUUUGUUCGACGGUCCUAAUGUCCGAUCGUCCAGCUGAUCGCUUCGAGAGCCGUUCAAUGACUCCGGUUCAAACGGAGCCGUUUGUUUGACUUAACGGAUGGUUGUGUUGCGGCCGAGUGGGGCCGAGUUCGCCACCUUUUUCUUUUCCACCGACUUGUGGCCUUUAAAAGAAGAAAAGGAAAGGACUUAAUUUUUGUUUUUUUUGUUUAACUUGACAGUUGGGGAUUUUUUCUUCUUCUUCGCUUCCCUUUCAGCCUCCGCCUCCUCCUCACUGAACGACUAGGCCGCGGACUCAUCCCCGGCCUCGAGUUUCCGACACACGGAGCUUUUCUUCUUCGUCUUCUCUCCUUCGGAAGUCAUGGGAGACACCAGUGAACGAAGCAAAGCCCAGAGAUUACCUCCCCGCUGCCCCUGUGGAUUUUGGGGGUCCAGCGACACCAUGAACCUCUGCUCCAAGUGCUUCACCGACAUCCAGAAGAAGCAGCCGGGGGAGGACUGCCCCCCCGAGCCCCUCCAGAGCAGCGGCGGCAGCCAAUCGUCCGUCUUCAGCAGCGAGACGACCACCAGCAGUAGCCCCUCCCCUUUGUCGUCGCCCUCCGGCUCCGAGCAGCCGCCGGCCGAAGAGCCCUCGCCAACGUUCACCGGGGACGGAACGGCUCGAGGCUCAAGCUGCACCCCCACAAAACGCCCUCGAGAAUCAGCGCCGGGCGCCGAGUGCGAGGCGACGCCGGAGAAACGACCGCGGGCGGACGAGGAGGUGAAGGAGGAGGAGGUGGGGGGGGGCAGCGAGGAGGCGCGCGGGACCCCGACGCAGAAGAACCGGCGGCGCUGCUACCGCUGCCAAACCAAGCUGGAGCUGGUGCAGCAGGAACUGGGCUUCUGUCGCUGUGGCUACGUGUUCUGCAUGCUGCACCGGCUCCCCGAGCAGCACGCCUGCCUGUUCGACCACCUGGGCCGCGGCCGCGAGGAGGCGGUGCUCAAGAUGGUGAAGCUGGACCGCAAGGUGGGCCGCGCCUGCCAGCGCAUCGGGGAGGAGUGCUCCUGAUGGGGGCGGGGCCUCCAGCUGCAGAGGAGGAGGAGGAGGAGGGAGAGCGAGGAGGAAUGACUGAUGUGGGGAGGAAGAGGAGGAGGAGGAGGAGGAGGACCCACUGUUGUCACCUCCUGCAUCUGACCCCCCGACCCCGGACAAUUCUGGAUCUGAUACUCCACUUCCUAUGUUGGAGUGUGCGCUCUGGAGGACACACACACACACACACACACACACACACUCCUCAGGUCGUCAUGACGGGGUUGGAGUAUCAAACCUCCUCCUCCUCCUCCUCCUCUUGUAUUUAAGGAUUUCUUCCAGUGUGUGUGUGAGGCAGAUUUUUUCUUGAACCCUCGUGAGGUCGUCAUGGCGAUCAGGACAAUACAGCCGAUCCCUGCCUCUGCUCACAUGUUGACUAAAACCACAAUGAGAGCCAGCCCCCCCCCCCCCCAAACAACAACAACAACGAGUCCUUCUAAAGAACAGCAUUCCUCAGUCAGGAUGGUAAAUGACGUACUGCCCCUUUAAAUUGUCCUUUAAUUUAUUUGUUAUUUAGUAUUUCGUGGGGAUUUAAGUUAAUUUAUCAGAUCCGGGGGGAAAAAAUAAUUCUUGAAAUGUUCUAAUUUCCUUUUUCCUGUCGUCGUCUCCUAGUUCCCUAAAGGAGAGAGGGCGCGUUUAGUUUGUCAGUUUCAUCCGUGAUGUCAUGUUCAUGCAGCACAAGUGUGUGUGUUUUUUUGUUCAAAGAAAAAAUCUUAUUCAGGUGUGUUGAAACAUGGAUGUCAGACCCCCCCCCACCCGCUCCAUAGGCCCCGCCCCCUCAUGACAUCAAGGAUUCAAACUGUUCUGCUAUUGGCUGCAGAAUUUAAACCUGGAUUUGUUUUAAGAAUUAUUAUUUUUGGCUUUUGUUUGCGCCACGACUCGACCUGGACUCUGUGGUACGCACACACACACACACACACCUACACACACUCACCUACACACACACACACACACACUCACACCUACACACACUCACCUACACACACUCACACCUACACACACUCACACACACUCACCUACACACACACACUCACUCACCUACACACACACACUCACACACUCACCUACACACACACUCACCUACACACACGCACUCACACCUACACACACACUCACCUACACACACUCACUCACCUACACACACCUACACACACUCAUCUACACACACCUACACACACUCACCUACACUCACACACCUACACACUCACCUACACACCUGCACACACACACCUACACACACACUCACCUACACACACGCACUCACACACACCUACACACACACCUCCUUCCUCUCCUCAAGGUGUAUUCUUACCUUUUUUCCUCCUUUCUUUCUGGAUUAUAUGAUGUUUACGUGCCGUUCGUGGUUUCUCCUCUUCAGGUACGGAGUCGCCGUUGAAAUUAAUUCACAGAAAUGAUCUUCAAUUUUCAAUUUUGAAGAAAAAAAUGAAGCGGUCGAUUUUGGGGGAUUUAAUUUAAUAUUUUGUUUCUGAUGACCUUUGGGGGUCGGCGACGCCUCCUGACCUCCUGACCUGACACCACUUAACUUAACUAUGCUCAUCCUCUCCCGGUCGCGUUUCCUCUCCUCCGCCGACAUCUCACUCGUUUCCUCUUUUUGACAUUGUUGGAAAAACUUGUUCCUAAUUUUUAUUUGUGUGCUGAUGAAAUGGAAUAUCUUUCUUUUUUUUUGUUACGCAAAACAAUAUUUAACCUUAUAUCAGUUUGAGUUACUUACACCUAGCAUAGAGUGGCAUAUUUAGUUACAUGUAUAAAUAAAGUUUUAAAAAGCAAGAACAUAAUUCUGUCCUAAUUUCUCUUUUAAAUUUAUUUAACCAUUUUCCAUUUUCUGCUGAGGUAAAAUAUACUGGAUUAGAGGAUGUGUGUGUGUGCCCCCCCCCCCCAUGAUUACAGUUGUUUGAAACCCUCUGACAAUAAACAAUGAACAAAAUAUCAGUUAUUAUUGUUAUUAGCUUAAAAGUCUAAAAUGAUCUGAAGUGGCUACGUUGUAAUAUGAGAUCCUUUUAACUUCUUGUAAUAAAAACAUUUCUUUUUCAAAUCUAGAACCAAAAA